CACGACGGAGCACAUUCUGAGCAAAAGGCUUCAGGUUAUAUUUUUGGACUGCCAUGGAGACUGGCCCUUCCAUAUGUAGGAAGGGUGUAUAGUUGUGCUCAACAUGAGCCUCCCGCUCUGAUAAUCCGGGCCGGGACAAGCAGGCAGCAGCCGGCCGAUCCCAAGUAGCAGACACGCAGGGGACUCCCCUGUCGGGAGUGUGUUGGUCAACGGUAAGAAGAAUAACCUGGGGGUUAAACUGCUCAUGGCUGCCAGUUAUAGCAAUGGCAAUGAACCAGGCCUGCUUUUCCAGCAGUACCCUCCAGCUCUACUGCCCAAGCCUGGCAAGGAAAAUGCUAGACUCCAGAAACUACUCAAGAAAACUGAGAAAAAAAUCAAGAAAAAAGCCGCCCCUGAGAUCGCAAAGACACCUGUCCCUUUCCGCUCAAGCCUCUCGCCUGUGAAUGAAGCAAGUCCUGACUUGGAGCACAGUGACCACUCAACCCCUCCCAAAACUCCAGAGGCAUCCUUCUACACACAGCACCCCAGAUUUUCUGUCAGGCCAGUCUAUCGUCAUGUGGCAUCCCCUUACCCGCAGCAACGAGGAGCCACUUUUGGUGGAACAGCAAGGUUCGCCCCACAGCUGUAUGCUGCUCCAGCCCCCACCUUCCCCCAAUAUGUGGCCCCACUCUACACAUGUACUCCAACACCCCCGUCAGCCGUUCCAGGGCCAGCCUUGCAUGAAUUGGCACCCAAAACGCCUGAGCAAACGUCCUCUGUGCUUGACGUGACAACGACAGCUGCUGCUCAAAUUGCUCCUCCAGUCACUGCUUCAGUACCUCAUCCACUCAGUGCUCCAGUUGCUCUUGUCACAGUCACUCCUGCUGCCACACAACCUACUCUGCGAAUAGCCCCAGUAGUAAUACACCACAAAAGUCCAAGUCCACGUUUUAAAGCUACCGAAGCUGCACUAAAAGCACCCAAAUCGAUGUUUGAUGUCCCUCAAAUUAGGGUCUAUACUGCAUCUAUGUCCCCCCUCCAUGAUUAUACUGGAUCAAACACAUCUACUGCAGACGCAUUAUCUCUGAGUAUAAGACCCACAUCAGAAAUCACAAGAGCUUUUACACCAACUGCUGAAAUCAAAAGGAUUGCAACACCUACAUCCGGGGUAAAAAGAGGUUUAACACCUACACCUGGACUCCAAAGGAGUGCAACGCCUACAUCUGAAGUGAAGAGAGCUAAAACACCAACUCAUGAUUUUUUAACACCAAGAACUCCUUUAGGUCGCCCUAAGACACCCUCAUUUCAUGUGUCCCGUGCCAAAACACCUGUUUUUGAAAUAUCAAGAACCAACCCACUUUUAUUCGCUGUAUCACCCAUUACUACAGAGGCACAGAUAUCUAACACACCAACACCUGGCACUAAUGCUGCCAGUCAGUCUUUGUCUGACCCUUCAAAAUCACCUUCAACUAUUCUAGGUGCAAGAACUCUGAAUGGGGAAGUGACGUCAAAAGAGACUCCCACAGCUAAAUCACCUCCUCAGAACACUUCAAAACCAGAGGCUCCUCGACACGAAAAUCCUAUAGUUGAGUCUGCCAGACCAAAGACCCCGACAAAUCUAUUAGGCUAUCAAAGACCCAAGACUCCAACAGGUGUUGCACCCACAUUUGGGUACCAAAGGCCCAAGACUCCAACAGAUAUCACACCGAAAUCUGCUGUACCCUCCUAUGGGUACCAAAGACCCAAGACUCCAACAAUUGUCACACUAAAGCCUACAGCACCCACAGAUGGGUACCAAAGACCCAAGACACCAACAAAAGAAACAUCAAAACCUACAGCACCCUCAGAUGGGAAUCCAAGGCCCAAGACUCCCACCAAUGAAGGGCAUAAACCUAUGACUCCAACAAUUGAGUAUCAAAAACCACAACCACCAGCAGGGUAUCAAAGACCAAAGACUCCCACAGCUGGGGUAUCAUCUAUAGGAUUUCAAAGGCCCAAGACACCAACAUAUGAGGAUCCUAAACCAACUCAUACCUAUUAUGGGUUGACUCCUGCUGCAUAUGUUGCCCAUGGUGGAAUCCAAAGUUUUUCACCUUUAUUUGGAAUAUCCAGGUCUAAGACGCCGACUCAAGAGGAAUCUAAAGCCCAAGCGCUAGAAGCAUCUAAAACACCUACCCAAGAGUUACCUGCAAAAUCACGUCCUUUGCCCGAGGUGUCAAACCAGGAAGCACCCUUCAAAGAACUGGAAAAAUCUAUUUCAAGUGAGGCCAUAGUAUCCACGACAGUAGUUAAGCUUCCGCUUCCAACCAUUGUUGUUACACAAGCUGAAGAGGUCUCAGAAACAAGAGUAUCCACAGCUGUGACCAGCAAAAUAUCAACUCCCAUUGCUGAAAUGCCAAAGGUUAAAACUGUGGCAAACACAAGACCAUGGGCUAAAUCUCCAACACCAGAGGUUAAAACCCCAGUGAAGACACCAACUUAUGGAGUUUACCCAAAACCCAAGACACCCACACCAGAAACCCAACGCAAGACAAUACCUCCUUUCUCAAAAACAGAAUCUCCUGUGGCUAAAGCCAGUGUGGUGCAACAGAAAGAGUUGAAGGAAUCAACAGAGCCUAAAAUGCCAACCAAAGCAACCUCUGAGGCUAAACCAGUAGGGACAAAGCCAACCAAUUCUUUUCCACUUGCAAAGACUGAAUCUCCUGAGAAUCUUUUGUUGCCGGCUAAACCAAAGAAUAACCAGGAAGCCAAACCUGAAAAGGUAGUAUCAGCUCCAACCACACCAUUGACAGAAGAAGGAAGAGAGGAAAGACUCUUUCCCAGCAGCUGAACCUCUUCUUAAAGUAAUCCAAAAGCCAAAGGGCAUGAUGAAGUCUAAACUCAGUGGUUGGUCACGGCUCAAGAAGCACAUGGUAGUGGAAGAAGAACCACCUAUGUUCACAGAAUCAGAUCCUAAGAAAGAAACCGCCAAGGUGACUGAGCAGGAAGGAGGUGAAACGAAAAAGGAUGAAAAGGUGUUAUUCAAAGACAUGGUGGCAGCCGUAACAGCUGACGAUCCUCCCAAGGCAGCGAAGAAGUGGGAUUCUCUUCUCUUCGAUAUGUUCUCCACUAAAGAGAAGAUUAUGCAGGUGAUUGAAGCCAGCAAAAGUGAGGAGGAGAGGAAAGAGCAGCCAAAGGAUGCAGGGAAAGAAAUCCCAUCCUUCGCCCAUCGUCUGCCUGUUCUCCUUUUCAGCCCAAAGUUUGAUGCCAAAAGGCUAAGAGAGGCUGCGUCAAGGCCACUAACUAAAAUUUCGACAGUGUUUGAGAUGGGUCUCAUAGGGCGUAAAAAUAAAGACGAGGAACCAAAAGACUUUAACAGAACAGCUAGAGGGUUCACUUGUCCUUAAACCAUGUCUUUUUGGACUGGUAAAGAUGAAACUGAGAAGAACAUUUAGAAAAAGUCUAUUGUUAAAUGUUUUAUGUGCACUGGUGUAGAAAUGGUAGUCAUAAUGUACAGUUCCCAUCUCUCGGAUUGAAACAGGAUACAAUAUUUAAGACAGUCUCAUAGAGAAUGUGGUCUUAACUUUAUACUUGAUAAAUGCACCAUGUUGCAUUUUGAGCACUGAUUGUUUUGUCGUCUGACUAUGUUACACAUUUGUGUGAAUGUCUCUUUCUCUGAUAAUAUGAAAAUAUUACCUUGACAAUCAGAGGAUAAGGGAAAUGUAUUGUUGUUUUCAAAGAAUUUAGACAUCUCGUGAGAUUAAAAUGUACAAAGAUGAA
This is a messenger RNA of Oncorhynchus gorbuscha (pink salmon), 3738 nucleotides long. RefSeq names its product proline-rich extensin-like protein EPR1. Bases 245 to 2809 code for a protein of 854 amino acids. The transcript has 3 exons. The record is from RefSeq and is a predicted model, not a curated record. Lineage: Eukaryota; Metazoa; Chordata; Actinopteri; Salmoniformes; Salmonidae.